Antrostomus carolinensis (chuck-will's-widow) is the source of this 531-nucleotide messenger RNA. RefSeq names its product tRNA methyltransferase 10B (gene TRMT10B). Lineage: Eukaryota; Metazoa; Chordata; Aves; Caprimulgiformes; Caprimulgidae. The record is from RefSeq and is a predicted model, not a curated record. The annotation marks the transcript as partial. The transcript has 5 exons. Gene Ontology annotation, molecular function: tRNA binding. Gene Ontology annotation, biological process: tRNA N1-guanine methylation. Gene Ontology annotation, cellular component: nucleoplasm; nucleus.
GAAACAAGCCGCCUCGCCUCCCAGAUCAGGAGACUCUACGGGGCAAACAGGCGGGCCGAGAAACCCUUCUGGCUCUGUCUGACGGAGUUUGUGGCGGGCUCGUUGAUCUACGAGGAGUGUUUUCGCAUGAACGAUGGCUUCUCCAAUUACUUGAUGGAUACAACUCAAGAAAGUUUCCUGGACCUUUUUCCUUUAGAUGCAAUUGUUUAUCUCACUCCUGACUCUGAGAAUGUCCUUGAAGAUAUUGAUCCAAAUAAAGUGUACGUCCUUGGAGGCCUGGUGGAUGAAAGUAUUCACAAGAAGCUGACUCUGCAGAGGGCACAGGAGCAGUCCUUGCAAACAGCCCGCCUCCCCAUUCGUGAGUACAUGGUGAAAACUGUUAACACCAGGAACUACCACUCAGAGACACUGGCCAUCAAUCAAGUCUUUGAUGUCUUAUCAACUUACUACGAGACCCGAAGCUGGCCAAUGGCCUUGAAAGCUGGAGUUUCUGCUGGAAAAGGCUAUGUGCUACCAGAUGCAGUGAAAUAA